Messenger RNA from Strongylus vulgaris, 252 nucleotides. The record is from the annotation of a GenBank genome assembly. Lineage: Eukaryota; Metazoa; Nematoda; Chromadorea; Rhabditida; Strongylidae.
AUGGCCUCAGCAUUACGACCUUCUGUGGCAGAAUGCUGUCGCACAGUUUUCGCUGCGUUUUUAUGGCAUGAACACCUUGUUAAGGAUGCUAUGGCUGCGGCAGCCUACCUGAAGUUCCAUCAACAGAACCUGCAAAAUUUGUGGAGUAACUCGGAUGCUCGUGAGACAGCAGCUCCUGCUGCCUUACAGCCUAUCGUUCGUUUAUGGAUUGAAGUGUGCACUGCCGUUAGAACCAGUGUUGAUCAACACCUU